GGUAAGUGCCCCUAAAAUCCCUUUGGGCACAACAUGUCCUGAGGGGAGAGGCGGCGCCCUGUAGAUGGGACGGGGGCACUAACCCUCAGGUUUGGGGCUUAUGAAUGUGAAUAUCGCCAUCUAAGGCCAGAUAUUUGGCCAAUCUCUGAAUGUUCCUGGUCUCUGGAGGGAUGGAGAGAGAGAAAAAAACAAACAGCUCCUGGAGCAGGGAGAGCGCUGGCCUCUUCCUCUCUGGCUCCCUCCAUUGCCCUCCGGUUUCUCCCCAGGCUCCCGGACAUCCCUGCUCCUGGCCUUUGCCCUGCUCUGCCUGCCCUGGCUUCAAGAGGCUGGUGCCGUCCAAACCGUUCCGUUAUCCAGGCUUUUUGACCACGCUAUGCUCCAAGCCCAUCGCGCGCACCAGCUGGCCAUUGACACCUACCAGGAGUUUGAAGAAGCCUAUAUCCCAAAGGACCAGAAGUAUUCAUUCCUGCAUGACUCCCAGACCUCCUUCUGCUUCUCAGACUCUAUUCCGACACCCUCCAACAUGGAGGAAACGCAGCAGAAAUCCAAUCUAGAGCUGCUCCGCAUCUCCCUGCUGCUCAUCGAGUCGUGGCUGGAGCCUGUGCGGUUCCUCAGGAGUAUGUUCGCCAACAACUUGGUGUAUGACACCUCGGACAGCGAUGACUAUCACCUCCUAAAGGACCUAGAGGAAGGCAUCCAAAUGCUGAUGGGGAGGCUGGAAGACGGCAGCCGCCGGACUGGGCAGAUCCUCAAGCAGACCUACAGCAAGUUUGACACAAACUCGCACAACCAUGACGCACUGCUCAAGAACUACGGGCUGCUCCACUGCUUCAGGAAGGACAUGGACAAGGUCGAGACAUUCCUGCGCAUGGUGCAGUGCCGCUCUGUGGAGGGCAGCUGUGGCUUCUAGGUGCCCGCGUGGCAUCCUGUGACCGACCCCUCCCCAGUGCCUCUCCUGGCCCCGGAAGGUGCCACUCCAGUGCCCACCAGCCUUGUCCUAAUAAAAUUAAGUUGUAUCAUUU
Pan troglodytes (chimpanzee) is the source of this 1022-nucleotide messenger RNA. RefSeq names its product chorionic somatomammotropin hormone 1 (gene CSH1). Lineage: Eukaryota; Metazoa; Chordata; Mammalia; Primates; Hominidae. The record is from RefSeq and is a predicted model, not a curated record. The coding region runs from base 374 to 910 and encodes 178 amino acids. Gene Ontology annotation, biological process: animal organ development; positive regulation of tyrosine phosphorylation of STAT protein; response to nutrient levels. Gene Ontology annotation, cellular component: extracellular region. The transcript has 4 exons. Gene Ontology annotation, molecular function: hormone activity; growth hormone receptor binding; growth factor activity.